This is a messenger RNA of Pseudopipra pipra, 3455 nucleotides long. RefSeq names its product potassium voltage-gated channel interacting protein 2 (gene KCNIP2). Gene Ontology annotation, molecular function: calcium ion binding; potassium channel regulator activity. NCBI's taxonomy places the organism in Eukaryota, Metazoa, Chordata, Aves, Passeriformes, Pipridae. Gene Ontology annotation, cellular component: voltage-gated potassium channel complex. Bases 666 to 1373 code for a protein of 235 amino acids. The record is from RefSeq and is a predicted model, not a curated record. Gene Ontology annotation, biological process: regulation of potassium ion transmembrane transport. The transcript has 8 exons.
AUGCAGGGCUGGCAGCCCCCAGCUGUGGCUGUGACUGACCUACUGGUGCCCAGAUGUGGGUGUUCUCCCCAGGACGUGAUAAGGGAAGAGAUGAGGGUGGCAGGUGUCCAUGGAGGUUAUCAGCAGACAAGGCUGAGCUCCACAGCACAGAACUCGUGUCAUGCUGUGGGUCCAUGAAAGGGGCACUGUUGGGGUGAAGGUUUGGUGGUUUGCAAUGGGGCAGAGGGGUUGUCGUAGGCAGGGCUGGUCCCUGGGCUGGGUGGCAGCACUAUCCCAGGAGUGAGUGAUGAGCUUGAGGGUCCCUGGAACACUUCAGUGCCACCAGAAGCUGCUGUUAGGGUGGGAGUCAGGUGCACCUGAGCCUCCUACACAUAGCCAUUUGUGCCAGUUCUGCACCUCUUUGUGGGUUCCUGUGCUGUGGGGUGCCUGUGCCAUGCUGUGUAGUGCAGGGAUUCUCAGGGUGAGAGCUGACUUCUCAGUCUCUUGGGCGGUUCCAUGGGCUCUCUCCUCCCCUGCGGCCUGGGUGCCCCAAGGGACUUCAGAGGGUGCCAGGGCAAAAGGAGGGAGGGCCAAGGCAGGUCUCUCCUCCCCUGCCCUCCCCUCUCUUCCCUUGCUGGGUCUGUUGCUGCCAGACCAGCUGCCUGCUGGGGCUUUGCGCUGGGGUGAUGUUGACUGCUGAGGCUCCCUGGGACCUGCAGGGGCUACAAACGGUGGGCAUCAUCCUGCUGCUCUGCUCCAGCCUCAAGCUACUCCAUGCCCUGGGCAUCACUGACUUCCUUGCAGACAGUGUUGAGGAUGAGUUUGAGCUCUCCACCGUCUGCCACCGCCCCGAGGGGCUGGAUCAGCUUCAGGAGCAGACCAAGUUCACCCGAAAAGAGCUGCAGGUCCUGUACCGAGGCUUCAAAAAUGAGUGCCCGAGCGGCAUUGUCAACGAAGAAAACUUCAAGCAGAUCUAUUCACAGUUCUUCCCUCAGGGAGACUCCAGCACAUACGCCAGCUUCCUCUUCAAUGCCUUUGACACCGACCACGAUGGGUCUGUCAGCUUUGAGGACUUUGUGUCUGGGCUGUCCACCAUCCUGCGAGGCACCAUUGACGAUCGCCUGAACUGGGCCUUCAACCUCUAUGACCUGAACAAAGAUGGCUGCAUCACCAAAGAGGAAAUGCUGGACAUCAUGAAGUCCAUCUACGACAUGAUGGGCAAAUAUACCUACCCGGCCAUGCGGGAGGAAGCGCCCCGGGAGCACGUGGAGAACUUCUUCCAGAAAAUGGACCGGAACAAGGAUGGUGUGGUGACAAUUGAGGAGUUCCUGGAAUCCUGCCAGAAGGACGAGAACAUCAUGCGGUCCAUGCAGCUCUUCGACAGUGUGAUUUAGCUCCCGGACCUGCCUCCAGCUCAGCGCUCCUGACACUGGGCCCAGAACCUGCUUCUCUCUCUUGACUUUUCCUUCAAGCCUCCCCUCCACUGGCUGCACAGACACCCCUGCAGGAAGGGACCUCCCUUUCCGGAGAUGCAGUCAGCACUGAGAUCUUCCCUUUCCCCUGAGCUGGCUCUGCUUUCCUCGGGGGAUCCCAAGCAGGUGCUCCCAGACAUCGGAGCAUGGGCAUGGCUGGCACAGGAUGAGCAUUUCACCUGGAUGGACCUCCCUGCACCCAUUCCUGGUGCAGAAGCUGCAGCCUUGGGCUGCAAUAGAGGGUUUUCCCCAUGCACACCACCCGUGCAGCUCCCCUAAUCCUGAUCCUCCCCAGCCCCAGGAGCCCCCAGUCCUGGCUCCAGCCCAAACCCUCCAGUGAUGCUGUCUAGAAACCACUAAAGUCUUGCAAAGGGCCCCAGUGCCUUGGCUUCCUCCCCUGCCCUGGCUGUGUCCUGCCAUGGGGAGCAUGUCCAGCGUGCCAGCCACCCUCCCUGUCCAGACACUGGGCCAGUGGGUGGGCAGAGGGACCAUGCCUGGAGAAGGCAGCCGCAUGGGCACCUGGGGCUCAUUGCUGCAUGAACUGUGGGGAGCAUCCCCUGAUCCCAAGGGUCCUGGUUAGACCUAGGAGGCUCAUCCUGACAAGGGGAGAGGGGAGACUAAAGGAACCCCGAGGUGACUUCUUGUGGCACAGGUCCCCCAGAAUGAAGGAUGCGAGGCUGGAAGGGCUGCAACCUCAGCCCCUGUCCCUUGAGUUCAGGGUGCUGGCACACAGGGACCUCAGGGAACCACUUUGAGGCUCCAAUCAAGAGAUACCCUUUCCAACCUUUCCUGAGGACAUGGAAGCCAGGGUAUGAGGACACAUAAAAGAAGGAGAUGUGCUGGGCUCUGGUGGCUGUCCUGGCCCUUAGAGCUCCCAGCUAUGCUCUUGGCAUCGUUUGCUGCUCCCAGGCCCAGGCUCAUCCCAGCCCACCUGCUGCCCAGGGGCUGGGGAAUGAGCAAUGGGACAGAGAGGUGUUCUCACAGGCAUAGCCCUGUGCUGGGGAUGUGGUUGAGCUGGCAACUCCUGGGAGAGAUAGCUGAGGCUGGGGACAGCCAGAAGUCAUUGCCAUGCUGCUGGCAGGCUGGAGGGUCACCUUGGGGCAGGGGGGCUCAUCCCCAUCUCCCAGCAUGGCCAGGUGAGAGCCUGCAUGGGGACCCUGGUGCUCCCCACAUCCUUGUCACCAUCAGCUCCUUGGAGCUGAGUGUGUGCAGGCAAGGCUGUCCUGCCCACAUACCACUUCGAGUUGUAGCUGAGUGAUGCCCAUGUGCUAAUGAUCCCAUGCCAAUGCCAGAGGCCCUCCACAGGCAUUGGGAAUGUACCCAGCCUUGGCAGUCCCUGACUGUGGCUCUAGCAUCUGCAUCCUUAGCAGCCAAGGGUGAUUUGGGCUGGCCUAAACUGCAGUGUCUGGGAUCAACUGGGAAGGAGUGCAAGGCCAGCACGCACGUCAGGCUGGGCCCCAGACCCAGGCUGAGCCCCUGGUGUUGGAGACAUUAGAAAUCCCCCCUGGGGCUCUGAGCCAAAGCUACGGGGCCACUCCCCAGCGGGACCAUCCUUAUCCCAUCCCUUGUAGAUAUGAUGUGUUUUUUAGGUUCAUUCAACACAUUAUUCACCUCGCAGAAAUGACGUGUUUUUUUAGGUUCAUUCAACACACCCUUCAUCUUGCAGACCUGUUCCCAGGUUUGUUGUGGGGCUGAGCUCCCACUUGCAUUCUCUCAAGGGUGGGAGGGCAGGUAUCCCAAACCUUACCCCUUGCGUCCCUUUCUCCCUGUUCUCCCUCCUCCCAGGCUCUCUGGGGUGCCCACAAUCCCCCUCCCACACGGAGCAGAUGCCGCCUUCUCCCUCACGCUGUAGGUCGCAUGGAGUGACCCCCUGCCCUGGGGCAUGGUGACCCACAACCCGCUUGGCAUCUCCAGUCUGUAUAUUUUGUAUUAUAACAAUUAUAUGGGUAAAAAAACCCCAAACAAACAAACCAACCAAUAAAAUCUAACCACAGUCGCUAUGCA